AUGGGCCGCGGGGCCGCCCCGCUCCGCCGCCUGCUGCUCUCCCUGCUGCUGCUGCCUGCCGCGGGGACGGGCGCGCCCGGAGCCUCCGGAGCGCUGGGGGAACCGGAGACGGCGGAGGAGCCGAUGGAGUAUCGCGACCCUUGCAAAGCCGCUGCCUUUUGGGGAGAUAUCGCUUUAGAUGAAGACGAUCUGAAGUUGUUUCAAAUAGACAGGACUGUUGACUUAACAAAGCACUCAGAUGGCAACGCAAGACACACUUCAGGAGGCCUGGGAGAGGAGGUGUCAAGUGAAAAUGUCACUUCGACUGACCAUAGUGACAAAGCAGUUAAAAAGGACGGCAGGCAGAACACAACGCUUGCAAGGAGCCCAAAGAGGAAAGAAUAUAAAGAUGGGUCUGGGACGGAUGCACACUCCUCUCCCAGAGCGCGCAGGGCAACCACAUCCAGGGCUGAGAGGAUCUGGCCUGGGGGGGUCAUCCCCUAUGUGAUCGGAGGAAAUUUCACUGGAACCCAAAGAGCUAUCUUUAAGCAAGCAAUGAGGCACUGGGAGAAACACACUUGUGUGACCUUUGUGGAGAGAACUGAUGAAGAGAGCUUCAUUGUGUUCACAUACAGAACCUGUGGGUGCUGCUCUUACGUGGGUCGCCGAGGAGGGGGCCCUCAGGCUAUAUCCAUUGGAAAGAACUGUGACAAGUUUGGUAUUGUGGCUCAUGAGCUGGGUCAUGUGGUGGGUUUCUGGCAUGAGCACACACGGCCUGACAGGGACCAGCAUGUCACUAUCAUCAGAGAGAACAUACAGCAAGGUCAGGAGUACAACUUUUUAAAGAUGGAAGCUGGGGAAGUGAACUCGCUUGGAGAGACCUAUGACUUUGACAGCAUCAUGCACUAUGCUAGGAACACGUUCUCCAGAGGAGUUUUCCUUGACACCAUCCUUCCCCGUCGUGACGAUAACGGGGUCCGGCCGACUAUUGGUCAGCGUAUUCGCCUGAGCCAGGGAGACAUCGCUCAGGCAAGGAAGUUGUACAAAUGCCCAGCUUGUGGAGAGACCUUGCAAGACUCAACAGGUAAUUUCUCAGCCCCUGGCUUUCCAAAUGGCUACCCCUCCUAUUCCCACUGUGUCUGGAGGAUCUCGGUGACCCCAGGGGAGAAGAUUAUGUUAAAUUUUACAUCAAUGGACUUAUUUAAAAGUCGCCUUUGCUGGUAUGAUUAUGUGGAGGUGCGUGAUGGCUACUGGAGGAAGGCUCCAUUAUUGGGUAGAUUUUGUGGUGACAAGAUUCCUGAACCAGUAAUCUCCACGGACAGCAGGCUGUGGAUCGAGUUCCGGAGCAGCAGUAACAUCCUGGGCAAAGGUUUCUUUGUGGUCUAUGAAGCUAUUUGUGGUGGAGAAAUACACAAAGGUGCUGGCCAGAUCCAAUCUCCCAAUUACCCAGAUGACUACAGACCUUCCAAAGAGUGUAUCUGGAAGAUCACAGUUUCUGAGGGUUUUCACAUAGGAAUCACAUUCCAAGCCUUUGAGACUGAAUGGCACAAUGCGUGCUCUUACGACUACCUGGAGAUCCGAGAUGGCCUCACUGAGCAGAGCCCACUCAUCGGUCACUUCUGUGGCUAUGAGAAGCCAGAAGACAUCAAAUCCAGUUCAAACAAAGUAUGGAUGAAGUUUGCAUCUGAUGCAACCAUCAAUAAAGCAGGCUUUGCAGCAAAUUUCUUUAAAGAGAUGGAUGAAUGUUCUCUGCCGGACAAUGGUGGGUGUGAGCAGCACUGUGAGAACACACUGGGCAGCUACAAAUGCACCUGUGAGCCUGGCUAUGAGCUGACAGCUGAUAAAAAGAGCUGUGAAGCUGCCUGUGGGGGCUUCAUCACCAAGUUCAAUGGGACCAUUACUAGCCCUGGAUGGCCCAAAGAAUAUCCUACUAACAAAAACUGCAUCUGGCAGGUGGUAGCUCCAGCCCAGUACCGGAUCUCUCUGCAGUUCGAAGUGUUUGAGCUGGAAGGCAAUGAUGUGUCCCGCCUCCCACCUCCCCAGUGCUGCUUUUGCAGGAAAAUAAUUGGAAAUGAACAAUGA
Messenger RNA from Hirundo rustica (Barn swallow), 2061 nucleotides. RefSeq names its product tolloid like 2 (gene TLL2). The record is from RefSeq and is a predicted model, not a curated record. The transcript is spliced from 16 exons. Gene Ontology annotation, molecular function: metalloendopeptidase activity; zinc ion binding; calcium ion binding. Bases 1 to 2061 code for a protein of 686 amino acids. Gene Ontology annotation, biological process: proteolysis. Lineage: Eukaryota; Metazoa; Chordata; Aves; Passeriformes; Hirundinidae.